AUGGUGAUGAUGAAACUUGUAAAGUGGGUUUCCUUUGUUCUUGUUGUUUAUUUGUUUUUGGUGAAUGGUUCAUUUGCUACAUUCACUCCUCGUGAUAAUUAUCUAAUUACUUGUGGUUCCUCCCAAAGCAUCACUUUCCAAGAUCGCACUUUCGUUCCUGAUUCACAGCAUUCUUCACCGGAGUUGAAAACAUCGAAUUCUGCUAUUGCUAGUUCAAAUUCUAGUGUCCCUUUCCCAAUAUACCAAUCAGCUAGGAUUUUCACUGAGAAAGCUUCUUAUAGUUUUACGGUUGAGGAAGGUAGGCACUGGCUCAGGCUAUAUUUUUCUCCUCUUCCCAACUCAGCCUAUAAUUUGACUGCUGCUGUUAUAUCAGUGGUCACUGAUGAUUUUGUUCUCUUAUACAACUUCUCCUUUAGGAAUUACAAUGGUUCAUAUAUGUUUAGGGAGUAUGCCAUCAAUGUAACCUCUGAGACCUUAACUGUCACCUUCAUUCCUUCUAAUGGUUCAGUAGCUUUUGUCAAUGCAAUUGAAGUUGUUUCAAUGCCAAAUGACUUGUUUGUUGAUCAGGCAUUGGCUCUUAACCCAACUGCACCAUUCAAUGGCCUUUCUGAACUAGCUUUUGAGACUGUUUAUCGCUUAAACGUAGGAGGUCCCUUGCUCACGCCCCAGAAUGACACCCUGGGAAGGACUUGGGAGAAUGAUAAGAAAUACCUCCAUGUGAAUAGUUCAGUCACCAAUGUGUCUGUUAACCCUUCCAGCAUUAAGUAUCAUCCCGGUGUUACACCUGAGACGGCACCGAAUUGGGUCUAUGCCACUUCUGAAGCAAUGGGGGAUGCAAAUGUAGCCAAUUCAAAUUUCAACAUUACUUGGGUCUUUACUGUGGAUCCAAACUUCUCCUAUUUUAUCCGCGUGCACUUUUGUGAUAUUAUUAGCAAGUCUCUCAACACUUUAGUUUUCAAUUUGUUCAUAAAUACUGACAUAGCUCUUGGAAGCCUUGACCUCUCAUCCAUAACUAAUGAUUUGUCUGUGCCUUACUAUAAAGACUUUAUUUCCAAUGCCUCAGCAGACUCCAACAUUUUGACAGUAAGUGUAGGUCCUGAUACAAUGGCAGGUAUCACAAAUGCCACUAUGAAUGGACUGGAGGUUAUAAAGAUCAGCAAUGCAUUCAAGAGCUUGGAUGGACUUUCUUCGGUUGAGAGUCUCCUUCCUAGUUCGUCAUCAAGUAAAAGCAAGAUGGGAAUAAUAGUUGGUUCUUCUAUUGGAGUUGUGGCUGCCAUAGCUUUGGUUGGUUUGUGUUAUUGUUGCUUGGUGAGAUACAAAUCGAAGUCUACUCAGCAGGGUCAUUCUUGGCUGCCUUUACCCUUAUAUGGAAACUCUCAGACCAUGACAAAAAUGUCAACAACUUCUCAGAAGAGUGCAACUGCAAGCUGCAUUUCUUUAGCUUCAUCAAAUCUCGGACGGUUCUUCACUUUCCAAGAGAUCCUAGAUGCAACCAACAAGUUUGAUGAGAAGCUGCUUCUUGGUGUUGGUGGCUUUGGCAGGGUUUAUAAAGGAACACUUGAAGAUGGGACCAAUGUAGCUGUUAAAAGGGGAAACCCCAGAUCCGAGCAAGGUCUUGCCGAAUUCCGAACAGAAAUUGAGAUGUUAUCCAAGUUACGCCAUCGUCAUCUUGUGUCCCUUAUUGGCUAUUGUGAUGAGAGAUCUGAAAUGGUUCUUGUGUACGAAUACAUGGCUAAUGGACCUCUCAGGAGUCAUUUGUAUGGAACUGACCUACCACCUCUAUCAUGGAAACAACGGCUUGAAAUUUGCAUUGGAGCAUCAAGAGGUCUUCAUUAUCUCCACACUGGAGCAUCUCAAAGCAUAAUUCAUCGCGAUGUAAAGACAACUAACAUCCUUUUAGAUGAUAACUUUGUUGCUAAGGUUGCUGACUUUGGCCUCUCCAAAACUGGUCCUGCUCUUGAUCAGACUCAUGUGAGCACUGCUGUUAAAGGUAGUUUCGGUUAUCUGGAUCCUGAAUACUUCAGAAGGCAACAACUUACAGAGAAAUCAGAUGUAUAUUCAUUUGGAGUAGUUUUGAUGGAAGUGUUAUGCACAAGACCUGCCUUGAACCCUGUCCUUCCAAGGGAGCAGGUUAACAUAGCUGAGUGGGCAAUGAGCUGGCAGAAGAAAGGAAUGCUUGAUCAAAUCAUGGAUCAGAAUCUGGUGGGGAAAGUCAAUCCUGCUUCUCUUAAGAAGUUUGGGGAAACAGCUGAGAAGUGCUUGGCCGAGUAUGGAGUGGAUAGGCCUUCUAUGGGCGAUGUCUUGUGGAAUCUUGAAUAUGCUUUGCAGCUUCAAGAGACCUCAUCAGCACUCAUGGAGCCUGAAGAUAACAGCACAAACCAUAUUACUGGAAUUCAGUUGACUCCCCUUGAGCCUUUUGAUAACAGUGUUAGUAUGAUUGGUGGGGGCAACUCUUUCACAGAUGAUGAUGCAGAAGAUGCUGCUACAAGUGCAGUGUUUUCACAAUUGGUUAAUCCUCGCGGAAGAUGA
Molecule: messenger RNA, 2529 nt
Organism: Sphenostylis stenocarpa
Lineage: Eukaryota; Viridiplantae; Streptophyta; Magnoliopsida; Fabales; Fabaceae
Source: the annotation of a GenBank genome assembly